This is a messenger RNA of Epithele typhae, 1182 nucleotides long. RefSeq names its product PIN domain-like protein. The coding region runs from base 1 to 1182 and encodes 393 amino acids. The transcript is spliced from 6 exons. The record is from RefSeq and is a predicted model, not a curated record. Lineage: Eukaryota; Fungi; Basidiomycota; Agaricomycetes; Polyporales; Epitheliaceae. Gene Ontology annotation, molecular function: 5'-flap endonuclease activity.
AUGGGGAUCGAAGGAUUAUGGAAGCUUGUUGAUGCCGCACAAAAAAAGAACACCCUGCCCCGACUAGCCAUCAAGGAUGGAUUUGAAGAAGGCUCCCGAGGAGAUCGUGUGUACACGAUUGGUGUCGAUGUCAGCAUUUGGGAGCACCAGCUGCUCAACAUGCCGGGGGCUCGGAUCAGGCAGGCACAACGCGGUGAGAACCAGGAGCUGUGGGCGUUCUUCGGCCGCCUGGGUGCGAUUUCCAACAUUCCGGUGCACCUCGUCUUUGUCGCCGACGGUGACCUUCGACCUUCAAUCAAGCGAGGCACACGAGUUGACCCGACAAAGCGAUGGCUGGAGCGUCUCAUGGAGAAUUUCGCGCGUGCGUUUGGGUUCUCAUGGUUUGAGGCAGUAGGCGAGGCGGAGGCUGAGCUCGCCGUCAUGAACGCCAUGGGUCGCAUUGACGCGGUUCUCACUGACGACAGUGACGUGUUGAUCUUCGGUGCUCACACAAUUAUCAGAAACCCCGCCAACUUCAAACCCGGGCUGACCAGCCAAGUGUCAGUGUAUCGAGCCGACGCCAUCCGUCAACAGGUGUAUAUUACCCGCGGGGAUAUGCUGUUGUAUGCUCUCCUGGUAGGCUCUGAUUACGACAACAAGCGCGGUCUGCCAGGCUGUGGAACGACAAUCGCGGCCCAGCUCGUUCAACGUGGCUUCGGGCGCAAGCUCCACCAUGCGCUCCUCCAACAUCUCACUAAAACCGAGCUCACGGAAUUCCUUGAAGGUUGGCGAGCGGAUGUCCGACGCGUGUUGAUCACAGGUGCAUCGCCUCUCACGCGCGCACAGCCAGGCGUCGCUGCGAACCUCACGGACACCUUUCCCGACCUCGAUAUUGCACAUCUGCUUCUCAGCCCAACGGUAUCCAACCCUCAACGCUACGCCAGCAUCACCGCCCCACAGCCGAUGGACAUCGCUCGGAUCGCGCAACUAUGUGAAACUCACUUCGCCAUUGGUAGUUCCACCGGUAUCGUACGUACUUUCCGAGAUAAGCUAUGGUCUGCGGAGGUCACACGAAUGCUCCUUGCGGAGGGCCUGGCGCUGAUCAAUCGGCCCGCUAAGGUACUAUCGUCCAGUUCCAUCCGUUCCUGCAGAUGGCUGACUCCCCGCUUUUCUUGUGCAGUGUCGCCGUCUCCUCCAGCUUGA